Molecule: messenger RNA, 527 nt
Organism: Piliocolobus tephrosceles (Ugandan red Colobus)
Lineage: Eukaryota; Metazoa; Chordata; Mammalia; Primates; Cercopithecidae
Product: mitotic-spindle organizing protein 2B-like
Cellular component (GO): spindle; centrosome
Source: RefSeq, a predicted model, not a curated record
UUGGAGGCGGCCCGGCAGAAGCUGGCGCUGCGGCGGAAGAAGGUGCUGAGCAUCGAGGAGAUGGAGCUGUACGAGCUGGCGCAGGCGGCGGGCGGCGCCAUUGACCCCGACGUGUUCAAGAUCCUGGUGGACCUGCUGAAGCUGAACGUGGCCCCCCUCGCCGUCUUCCAGAUGCUCAAGUCCAUGUGUGCCGGGCAGAGGCUAGCGAGCGAGCCCCAGGACCCCGCGGCCGUGUCUCUGCCCACGUCGACAGUGCCCGAGACCCGAGGGAGAAACAAAGGCAGCACUGCCCUCGGGGGAGCAUUGGCCCUGGCGGAACGCAGCAGCCGCGAAGGAUCCAGCCAGAGGAUGCCACGCCAGCCCAGCGCUACCAGACUACCCAAGGGGGGCGGGCCUGGGAAGAGCCCUAUGCGGGGCAGCACCUAGGAUGGGGCAGAGACUUGUCACAUCUUUGUUCCCAGCAAAGGCUACGUGUUAUCUCCUUCAGUUGAUAAUAAACCUUUCUGAGAUGCAGAGGGUCCAGGUCA